UGUAUAUAUAUAUAUAUAUAUACAGUAUAUAUAGUAUAUGUGCAUUAAUAUUAAAUAUACUGUAUAAUAUAGAUUAUGCGGUAUAUUCUCUAUAGGAUAAGAUGAAUGGACAAACAAUCGAUUAAUUUUAAUUAGCAAGAAGAGCGACGAAAAUUUUCUUGUUUCAUUUUUGAUGUUUAUUAUUCUGUUUGCACUGGAAAAUAAUCUCCCUGCAGAAUAACAACUAAACAUGGACGACUGCGCCAGUGAAAUGAGUGAUAAAUUUGACGAAGAGUCGAAGGAUAGCUUUAAAAAUCAACAAAAGAGAAGGAAAAGUAGCAUAUCCAUUCCUCAAAUAUUAAAUGUAAGAAGAUCGUCGUGUGCUUCCUCCGACUCUUUUUCUUCAAAUUAUUCGUCAUCUGAUGAUGAGGCAAAUCCCAGAGACCAAACUCAGAGAAACAGCAAAGGAUUUUCAGAUUUUAGAGUCAGGGAUAUAAAUCAGCAUUUUGAUGGGAGGAAGGAGAUUGAAAUUGCGGAACAAAACUGCUGUCCUAAUUGAGACUCUAAUUAGCCUGGGAGCGCAAGUUCGUUGGGCAGCCUGCAACAUUUAUUCAACCCAAAACCAAAUUGCUGCUGCUCUUGCCGAAGCUGGAAUAUCGAUCUUUGCCUGGAGAAAUCAAACGGAAGAAGACUUUUGGUGGUGCAUCGAUAGAACUUUGCAUUCCGAUAAUUGGCAACCCAAUAUCAUUUUAGACGACGGUGGAGAUGCUACUCAUAGAAUGCUUUCAGAAUUUCCAACGGCUUCUAAAUACUUAAAAGGGGUUAUUGAACAAUGCGUCACAGGCGUUCAUAGACUUUAUCAAUUAUCAAAAUUGGAAAAAUUGCUGGCCCCCGCCAUGAACGUUUAUGAUUCCGUUAUGAAGAGUAAAUUCGACUCUUAUUACUGCUGUAGGGAGUCUAUUGUGGAUGCUUUGAAAAGGGCUACCGAUUCAAUGCUUGGAGGUAAACAGGUUUUAGUAUGCGGAUAUGGUGACGUUGGAAAAGGCGUCUCUAACGCCUUAAAAGCGGUUGGUUGUAUCGUUUCUGUUACGGAGAUAGAUCCAAUCUGCGCAAUGCAAGCUUGCAUGAACGGCCAUAAAGUCGUUAGAAUAAAUGACGUCAUUCAGUCUGUUGACAUAAUAAUAACGUGUACUGGAAAUAAGAAUGUUGUAACUAAAGCUCACAUGGAUAAGGCUAAGAGCGGUUGCGUUGUUUGUAAUAUGGGACAUUCGAAUAACGAAAUCGAUUUAAAAACCUUAAAGAGUUCGAAGGGAAUUAAAUUCGAAAUGGUUAGGAAUAACGUUGAACACGCCAUAUGGCCAGAUGGAAAACGCUUAAUUGUUCUGGCGGAUGGACAACUCGUUAAUAUGACAUUUACCAAUAUACCGUCACUAGUCAUAUCUAUUUCUGCCUGUACCCAAAUUUUGGCCGCUGUGGAACUAUAUGUGGCGCCAUCUGGUAGAUAUAAAAAAGACGUCUAUCUUCUACCUAAAAAGAUGGACGAGUAUACGGCAGCUUUACACCUUCCAAUAUUCCAGGCAAAAUUGACAGAGUUGAGCGAAGAGCAGACGAAAUAUUUGGGUUUAAACAAGCAAGGUCCCUUUAAACCCAACUAUUACAGGUACUGAACUAUCGAGAAGGGGAGGAGAAAGGAGAAGAAGCCGAAGAAGAAUAGUGUGAGGUGGAGGAGAAGAGAUUAAAGAAGAAAAUAUGAAAAAUGAAAUAAAACUUAGUAAUAUAGCUUAUAUAAUUCGUUGUGACAAUGAAUGUAUUUGUUGGAAAGUUCCAUAAGAGAGUUAAUUAAUACUUAAUUUAAUAGUUUAGUUAGUUUGGUUAGUUUGUAAAAUAUUUAAUUAAUUUGAUCUAUCUAUUAGAUAGUUUAAUUAAAGAAUAGUCCUAUUUUCUAAGUUAAUUGUCAAUAAAUAAAAGAAUCAAACUAUAAAGAAGAAAGAAGAUAACUAGAGCAAAUGGAAAAAUAGAAACUUAAUCUUAUUACGCAAUACUUAUUUUUUUGUGUGGGUUUUUUUUCCUUUUUCCUAAUCAAUAGUGAUUGAAGGUUAGGUUUACAGUGUUUAUUAUAUAUAUACAGUAUCCAGUAUAUACACUAUAUAUACAUUAUAUAUGUAUGUGUAAUUAGUAAUUUCUGUUGGUCCUUUUAAUCUUAUAACCGAUAGAGUAUAUUAAAUUAAAUAGUAGAAUUAUGAAUAAAUGAAUUAUCGAUCGAUUCUUUGAGGUUUUAUCAUUAUGAAUAUUUAGUAGUUUA
Messenger RNA from Dimorphilus gyrociliatus, 2281 nucleotides. The record is from the annotation of a GenBank genome assembly. Lineage: Eukaryota; Metazoa; Annelida; Polychaeta; Dinophilidae.